Molecule: messenger RNA, 1976 nt
Organism: Tympanuchus pallidicinctus (lesser prairie-chicken)
Lineage: Eukaryota; Metazoa; Chordata; Aves; Galliformes; Phasianidae
Product: cytochrome P450 2C31-like
Exons: 9
Coding region: 16-1656 (546 amino acids)
Biological process (GO): xenobiotic metabolic process
Cellular component (GO): intracellular membrane-bounded organelle; cytoplasm
Molecular function (GO): heme binding; iron ion binding; oxidoreductase activity, acting on paired donors, with incorporation or reduction of molecular oxygen, reduced flavin or flavoprotein as one donor, and incorporation of one atom of oxygen
Source: RefSeq, a predicted model, not a curated record
CUGGCAGGCGUGCAAAUGGUGCCCAGAGCAACGCGGGGCCCCAGAGCGGGGGUGGGGGCUGCAGGGGGGGCUGCAGGGGAGGAGGGGCUGGUUUGCACAACGGGAAGCAAAGGUUGCAGGGCAGGGCCAAAGUCUGCUGUCCUUGCAGGCCGGGUGCAGCAGUGCAGCCCCAUGGAGGCUCCAUGGCUCUCAUGGCUGCUGCUGCUGCUCCUGCUGGCCCUGUUGGUUCGGCGCUGUUGGAUGGAGGGGGGGCGCAGCCGCCAUCUUUACCCCCCCGGGCCGCUGGCGCUGCCCAUCGUGGGGAACCUCCCCCAGGUGGGGCUCGGGAACAUGGCCGCCGCCGUCCGUAGGCUGAGCUCUCGCUACGGCCCGGUGCUGUCGCUGCGCCUGGGCUCAGAGCGGGUGGUGGUGGUGAGCGGCGUGGAGGCGCUGCGGGAGCUGCUGGUGACCAGGGGGGACGAAUUCACCAGCCGGGGGCAUUUUGCCAUCGGGGAGAAGCUGAGCGCAGAUCUGGGGCUGCUCAUGAGCAAUGGGGACAAAUGGAUCAGCAUGCGGAGAUUCGCCCUGACGGCGCUGCGGGACGCAGGGAUGGGGAGCAGGAGGGCAGAGGAGAUGGCGAUGGAGGAGGCGGCUGAGCUGAUCCGAGAGCUGGAGAAGGGGGGAACUGCAGUGCAGGAGCCCUCGGAGCUGCUGAGUGCGGCGGUGGGGAACGCGGUGCUGCGGCUGCUCUGCGGGCGCCGCUUCCCAUACGGGGAUUCGGGGUACCGCGAUGCGCUGCGCCGCAUGGCCGAGAACACCCGCAUCGAGAGCUCCGCCGUGGGCAAGCUGUACAACGCCCUCCCGGCGCUGCUGGAUCUGCUGCCCGGCGCCCAUCGGCGCUACUUCCGCAACAUCGCCCGCGUGUGCAGCUUCCUGGACGGCGUCGUCGCGGGGGGGGGAGGAGAGAAGAGCGGCGAAACAUCGCGAGAUUUCGUCAGCGCCUUCCGGCGGAAGAUGGAGGAGGAGGAGGCCACCCCCGGGUCGCCGUUCACGGCCACCAACCUGCAGGUGUCGGCCUUCGAUCUGUUCCUGGCCGGGACGGAAAGCACCAGCCUGGCGCUGAGAUACGGCAUGAUGGCGCUGAUGGGGAACCCCGCCAUCAUGGAGCGGGUUCAGGAGGAGCUGGAUCGCGUUGUGGGGCCGGAGCGGCUGCCAUCCUUACGGGAUCGCCAGGCGCUGCCCUACACCGACGCCGUCAUCCACGAGGUGCAGCGGCACCUGGACCUCGUCCCGCUGGGGUUCGUCCGCACCGUCACCAGGGACACCCCCUUCCGGGGGUACAUCAUCCCCAAGGGCAGCACCAUUUACCCCCUGCUGAGCUCAGCCCUGAUGGACCCCCACUACUUCCCGGACCCAGAGCGCUUCGACCCGCAGCAUUUCCUGGAUUCUGAGGGGAAAUUCCGCCGCUGCGAAGCCUUCAUGCCCUUCUCUGCAGGAAGGCGGAUGUGCCUGGGGGAGCCGCUGGCGCGGAUGCAGAUCUUCAUCUUCCUCACCGCCCUCCUGCAGCGCUUCCGGCUGUGCCCCCCCCCCGGGGAGGAGCCCCCUGAGCUCCGGCCCGACAUCGGCGGCAUCACCAACAUCCCGCCAGCCCUGCGCCUCCGCUUCUGCCCGAGAUGAGACCCCCCGAAAUGGGGAAGACCCCACCCCAAAGAGGGCACACCUCCCAAAAAGGGGGAGACCCCCUCAAAAGGGGAGACCCCCCCCAGAGACCCCUUCUGGCCACGGUGAGACCUCAACCCCGAAAUGGGGAGACCCCCAAAAAGGGGGCGACCUCCAUUGUAGGGGGGGUGUGCCCAAAAUCCUUCAUCCCGAACCCAAAUGGGGAUGGAGACGCCCCCCCCGACCCCAAUUCAGACCCCUACAACGACCCCAUAUUUCCCCCCAAGAACCUGCGGGUCGCGCCCCUCCCCCCUCCCCAAUAAAACUGUAUCCUUCAA